Messenger RNA from Paramormyrops kingsleyae, 2137 nucleotides. The record is from RefSeq and is a predicted model, not a curated record. Lineage: Eukaryota; Metazoa; Chordata; Actinopteri; Osteoglossiformes; Mormyridae.
GAGGGAGAGAGAGGCAGUGUUGACUGCUGUAUUGGGAGGACACAUCCUAAUGCGACACAGCUACAGCUUUACCAUCUCAUACAGAGGGAGCAAGUCAACAAGAGAGUAAGGAGAGGGAAAGAAAAACACUGAUCAAUAGAAGAAAUCACAGAAGCCUGUUUAGUCUAUAAAAAACACUCCAUGUGGUCCCCUUUAUUCCAGGAUCUCCAUGAGAACAGCAUCAUCACCCUGCCCCCUGCGCAUGAUUGUCACUCAACACGCCUUGUGUAUUCUUCCUCGCCCAGGAUUCAAAAGCUGCACUGUGGCCAUUGUUCUGCUUUCAUCUGCUGUAUAAGAGUUUUUUGGGACCAUCUUGAUUCUCAGCAAGUUGGUGUGCAUAAGCACGAAUGGCUCGACUGGUGUGCCUAAUGUGUGUGAGCUCAUUAGCACUGAGCUAUGCCAUGGGUGGGGAGGUGUGCGUUUCAGGUCACGACAGUGGCCCGGUGUUUGAGGAACAGCCCUCCAGUCUGGUUUUUCCAGAAGGCUUGACCGAGGAGAAAGUCACCCUAGCCUGUAAGGCCAGAGCUAGUCCUGCUGCCACAUACAGGUGGAAAGUGAAUGGGACCAAUGUGCCACUGGAGAAUGAAACACGGUACAGCCUGGUAGCAGGGAACCUGUUGAUUAGCAGCCCACAGUAUAGCAGAGAUAGUGGCUCUUAUCAGUGCCUCGCCAUCAAUCGCUGUGGCACAAUCAUCAGUCGAGCUGCAAACCUCAGAUUUGGCUACCUCCAUGACUUUCCCCCAGAUGAAAGGAGUCCUCAAACUGUAUAUGAGGGGGCAGGAGCUACUCUCACCUGUCACCCACCUUCCCACUACCCAACACUGUCAUACCGCUGGUUCUUCAAUGAAUUUCCUAAUUUUGUCCAGACUACUGAUGGUCGAUGGUUCAUUUCCCAAGUUACAGGGAAUCUGUACAUAGCCACUGCAGAAGUUAAAGACUCAGGCAACUACUUUUGCUUCACCACAAAUAACAUGGAAAUCAGCACCAAAAGUGUCUUCAGCAGGGCGAACCCACUCACGGUUUUAUCUGAUGCAAACCCCAGAAGGACUGCACCUAAUAUUAAAGUACGCUUUCCAUCUGAGACGUAUGCCCUGGCUGGACACACUGCACAGCUUGAAUGUUUUGCCUAUGGCAAUCCUGUACCACAGAUACGCUGGAGGAAAGUGGAUGGGAACUUGCCUUCCAAGGCCUCCACGGGUGCCAGUGGGCCCAUUCUGAUACUGCCAGAGCUUGAAUUUGAUGAUGAAGGGAUAUAUGAGUGUGAGGCCGAAAAUUCAGAGGGUCGUGACGUCUACCAAGGUCGCAUUAUACUGCAAGCCCAGCCAGAAUGGCUGCAUGUAAUGAGUGACUCAGAGGUCGAAAUAAGUUCAGAACUGCGCUGGAGUUGUGCAUCAGCAGGGAAGCCUCGUCCGUCUGUGCGCUGGUUGCGCAAUGGGCAGUCAAUCAGCACACAGGAUCGAAUUGAAGUCAACGGUGGACUGCUGAAAAUAAGCCAUUUGGCACUAGAAGACUCUGGGAUGUACCAGUGUGUGGCUGAGAACAAGCAUGGCACCAUCUAUUCUAAUGCAGAACUAAGGGUUCAAGUCCUGGCCCCAGAUUUUCGCCAGAAUCCAGUUCGGAGGCUUGUUCCAGCAGCGCGAGGGGGGCAGGUGAUGAUGGAGUGCAAGCCACGUGCUGCCCCCAAACCCACCCUCUUCUGGAGCCGUGGCACAGAGCUUCUGACUAACAAUAGCAGGGUGACGGUCACACCAGAUGGUAAUCUCUGGAUCACUAACAUCAGUCGGGCAGAUGAGGGAAAAUACACCUGCUUUGCAGAGAAUUACCUUGGCAAGGCCAAUAGCACAGGUCACCUCUCAGUUCGAGAUGCAACCAAAAUUACUCUAGCUCCCUCCAAUGCAGAUAUCAACCAAGGAGACAAUGUCACCUUACAGUGUCAUGCAUCUCAUGACCCCACUAUGGACCUAACUUUCACCUGGUCACUAAAUGGAGUCCUGUUGGACCUAGAAGAACCCCACGGACACUUUCGUCGUACAGAGACUCCUCCAUGUGAGAAAAGCACAGAGUUUUGAUAACAGGAACAUUCAUCGUACAGUCCCCU